AUGACACAGCCACAUGAUGAGGAAACUGGACAGACAACAGCAUCCCUGACUGGGAUACAGGACAGACAGAUAUCACUAACACAGCCACAUGAUGAGGAAGCUGGACAGACAACAGCAUCACUGACUGGAAUACAGGACAGACAGAUAUCACUAUCGCAGCCAAACAAUGAGGAAGCUGGACAGACAACACCACAUGAUGAGGAAGCUGGACAGACAACAGCAUCCCUGACUGGGAUACAGGACAGACAGAUAUCACUAACACAGCCACAUGAUGAGGAAGCUGGACAGACAACAGCAUCCCUGACUUGGAUACAGGACAGACAGAUAUCACUAACACAGCCACAUGAUGAGGAAGCUGGACAGACAACAGCAUCACUGACUGGGAUACAGGACAGACAGAUAUCACUAACACAGCCACAUGAUGAGGAAGCUGGACAGACAACAGCAUCACUGACUUGGAUACAGGACAGACAGAUAUCACUAACACAGCCACAUGAUGAGGAAGCUGGACAGACAACAGCAUCCCUGACUUGGAUACAGGACAGACAGAUAUCACUAACACAGCCACAUGAUGAGGAAGCUGGACAGACAACAGCAUCCCUGACUGGGAUACAGGACAGACAGAUAUCACUAACACAGCCACAUGAUGAGGAAGCUGGACAGACAACAGCAUCCCUGACUUGGAUACAGGACAGACAGAUAUCACUAACACAGCCACAUGAUGAGGAAGCUGGACAGACAACAGCAUCCCUGACUUGGAUACAGGACAGACAAAUCACUAACUCAGCCACACGAUGA
Molecule: messenger RNA, 798 nt
Organism: Ylistrum balloti
Lineage: Eukaryota; Metazoa; Mollusca; Bivalvia; Pectinida; Pectinidae
Exons: 2
Coding region: 1-798 (265 amino acids)
Source: RefSeq, a predicted model, not a curated record